Molecule: messenger RNA, 5007 nt
Organism: Microcebus murinus (gray mouse lemur)
Lineage: Eukaryota; Metazoa; Chordata; Mammalia; Primates; Cheirogaleidae
Source: RefSeq, a predicted model, not a curated record
GAGGCCACUGGCUUCCUCCCAGGGAACAAUUGUAGUUGCCAUCUCCUGGGUCCUCAGGACUGCAGACGCUGGCUGGUCACUGCCUCUGGUUAUAAGGACAGGACUGAGAAACUAUGGAUGAACAUCAGGAAAAUUCAGGAAGAAAGAAUUCCAUGAAAAGGUCUUAAGAAAACUUAACAGCUACUCCUCAGGCCCUAGAGAAUACAUGUGGAUGCCAGGGCAGUUUAGAGGAGUACUGGACGUAACAAUAAGGAGUGAGACAGCCUGUUUUCCAGCAAGUUCCCUGGCGCAUGAUGGCCAUCUGUAGAAAACCAUCCUGAGGAAAGAGAGGUCAUACUGAGCACGAUGUGGGUGGAACUUUCAAAUUGAAUCUCACAUCAAUUACAGACGAGAAUUCCAAGAGUAAAAAUCUUGCCGCCACCUUUGUGUCACCUCCAGCACUCGCCCUGCCCCGGGGUACAAGGCACCCUGCACCCUUUAGAGUGUUGAAAGGGGGAAGUUAGCGUACAAACUCACAAACACAAAGAAGCCGUGUGGACCCAAGGACGGCGGGAAAGGAUCCCACCAAGUCUGCAACCCCACUGACCCUGCAAUCCUGCCCGAGCCAGGCUGCUCAGUAGCAGGUGCGCGGGAGCGCACGGCCCGGCACCGGGGGCAGCCUGCCUAGCGGCAUCUCCCCGCCACCCCAGCCCGCACCGGGAACCGCGUCCCCAGGACUUAACAGGGGCAGGGGGGGGACGGGGUUGGAGAGGAGACGUCCGCAGCACCUGGCCCGGUGCGCAGCACUGGAGGACGGCGGCCGCUCCGUAAGGUCGGUGAAUGCGCCGGCCGGUGGCUCCGCAGCUCCCGCGCCCGGGUCACGGCGGCAGAGCCGCAGCAGACUCCUAGACCGUUAGCACGGCCGCCUAUUGCGGAUUCCCGGCCAGUGAGGACGUGGAAGCCACGCACCAGCAGGGUCCUUGGAGGGGGCAGGGAAAGGCCCGGGCUUGGCUGCUGGCCCCGCCCCCGCGCAGCUACUGAAGCGCACGAUCCUCCCGGAGCCCAGAGCGUCCCGGAAGUGCACGCAGGCGGGGACAAGGCGGAGCCGGGCGCGCUUCCGGCUGGCGCGCGGCGGCCUCCUCCCGCUCCAAGGUCCUAGGUGUGCACACCUUCAGCAGGUCUCAGGGAAGAUGGCAGCCCUAGGGGACGUUCAAGAGUCCCUUCCUGUCCAGUCCCCUGUCAGUCUCUCCUCACCGGGGACACCAGGAGCCCAGCACCACGAGGCACGGCUUCACCUCCACGGGCAUCAGCAUGGUUCCCCCAGUUCCAUCCCUGAGGUGCUCUCCCAGCUGUCGGACCUGGAUCUCCAAGACAUAGAAGAAGUUGAGAUCGGCAGAGACAACUUCUGGCCUGAUUCCGAGUCCCAGCCGGAGCAGGCUGCCUCUCCCCACUUGCACAUCCCUGCAGACAGGGUGGACCAGGAUGGGGGGACGUUGCGGGGCCUCCUGAGGAGCCUUCCCCGUGGAGCCAAGUGUCCAAGCCUUGGGCAGGAGUCCAGCUUGGAGCGGGCUGCCGAGCUGGGCGGCGGCGGCUUCAGCCUGGGCACAGGCCUCGGGACGCAGCAGGGCAGCCCGAGGGGGGCCAAGCCGCACCGGUGCGAGGCCUGCGGCAAGAGCUUCAAGUACAACUCGCUGCUGCUGAAGCACCAGCGCAUCCACACAGGUGAGAAGCCCUAUCCCUGCCACGAGUGCGGCAAGCGCUUCCGCGGCUGGUCAGGCUUCAUCCAGCACCACCGCAUCCACACGGGCGAGAAGCCUUACGAGUGCGGCGAGUGCGGCCGCGCCUUCAGCCACAGCUCGCACUUCACGCAGCACCUGCGCAUCCACAACGGUGAGAAGCCCUACAAGUGCGGCGAGUGCGGCCAGGCCUUCAGCCAGAGCUCCAACCUGGUGCGCCACCAGCGGCUGCACACGGGCGAGAAGCCCUACGCCUGCAGCCAGUGCGGCAAGGCCUUCAUCUGGAGCUCCGUGCUCAUCGAGCACCAGCGCAUCCACACGGGCGAGAAGCCCUAUGAGUGCGCCGACUGCGGCAAGAGCUUCCGUGGCCGCUCGCACUUCUUCCGGCACCUGCGGACCCACACGGGCGAGAAGCCCUUUGCAUGCGGCAUCUGCGGCAAGGCUUUUGGCCAGAGCUCCCAGCUCAUCCAGCACCAGAGGGUGCACUACCGAGAGUAGCCAGGGCGGGGACUGGCUGGCUGGGGCCCAGGGAGGUUCCAGGGUGGAGCUUCUGCCUCUCCUGACCGCAGGCCGAGGGUCCCCAAUAAAUUCUUUUUGAGGAUGGACAUGUGAGCACAGGCUCCUGCCUAGGGGAGGCCUCCAGCUGCUUCCUGUCCCUGAGGGCCUGAUGCGGAACAAAGUGACAGGGCUACUCCAUCAAGACCUGCCAUGUGGCACCCCAUUGUCCCCUGAGGGGCCUGAGGCCUGGUCUUACCCAGAGUCAGGCUUGCCUAAUGCUGACACCUCAAGAGAGAAACCCAAAGCAGGGGGGACAAGGACAGUGCUGGCUUGCCUAGAGGAGGGUACACAAUGCAGGCCUGGCCAGGCUGCCUCUCCUCCAUCCUGAGCCUGGGAUCUCUUUGGCAGUUAAGUUCCCUUAACUCUUUUGAAGGUCCCUGAUUCUAGUCCAUUCUAAAUGUGGCGCAUUCUUCAGGAACAGUUCUCGGGUCUGUGCCCCCUCACCCCUUGCCUUUGCAUGCAGCUGUGGCCCCGGGCCCGUAGGCUACCCCAGGAGGUGCUUCCUGCCCACCUUUCCCUGCCAGGCCUUCAAAGUGGCUUCCAGCUCUGGGAAAUUGGGGCAGGGUGGGUGCACAGGUCUUGACAGGUGCAGGCUGCUACGGCUGGGUCAGAGCCAUGGCCGUCUGCAGAUCUGCUGUGACUCCUCUCCUUGACAGGGCAGUCUCAGUCCAGCUCUGGGACUUCCAGCCCCUUGUGGUAAGUAACGAGCUCAGCUGGGUGGUGGUGGCAAGGAAUAAGUGUAACAGCACUUUCUCCCUGCCCCACCUGCACAUUCUGGAAUGGUUGGGGGGGCCCACCCCACCUUGACUAGUCAUCCUGCCCCUCUGCAGGCUGCACCUCUCCAGGUCUCACUCCCCCAGUCCCUCCUCUCCUGCUGUGAUUCAGAUGUACCUGUACUGGAGCAGGUCGUUUAUCCUGUUGGAAAACAAAAGCUAGUGGCUUUUGUGGCAUCGUCUCUGGGUGCCUGCACUGUCCACAUAUGAUGUCAUUGGCCCCCAGCAAGCCCAUUUUCCAGAGGAUACUGAGGGUCCAAGGUGUCCCGUAGCUUGCUCAAGGUCACAGGAGCAGUGACAGCACACCAGACCAACCCCAGGGCUCCCUGACCAGCCAUCCACCUUGGCCAUCCAGACCCCUGCCGAAACAGCAGGCCACGAUUCCUCAUCAUGAGCUCUGCAGUCACGGCUGGACACAGCUGUGAGGGCAGGGCCCAUCCACUUCCCUGCCGCCUAGUGGGCCUUGGCUUGAGAUUCUGAUUCUUGGGCCUGAGAGGUGGGGGUAAAAACGCAUGCCCGCCUUCCCUUCACCUCAAGUGUGUAGCGUGAGGCUUUGGCCCUUGGGCAGCCAGGCUGAGGAGCUGCCUCUGCAGGGACUGCCCUGUGGUCCUAGACUCUCCACCAGUGGCCCGGGGUGCCUUGAGGGAUGGGGCCAAGUGUGUACAGCCUUGCAGGGGUAGGACCAGAUGACUCCCCUACGGCCCACACCAGACCCUGGGGCCACAGGCACGUGCUGGGAAAACUUGGGGGGAGGGGCCUGGCGCAUGCCGUAGGCCAGGGCAGCUCCUCCAAGCCACCUCAUAAAAGCUCAGCAAGGUCAUUGGCCUUUCUUGUUGGGCAGGGCCUGCCAAGAUGAGCUGGAAUGGUACCUGUGUCUCCCUUGGUGUCCUUGGCUCCCUCUCCAAGCCCAAGAGCACUGGACUGAUUGUCAAACAUUCCAUCUGAUCCCCUCAGCAUUUCCCAGGAACCCAGAGUGGGCCCCGUAGGACCCAGACGUGACCUUUUAAGGGUAUUUUCUCUGCCUUGUGCCCACCCAGUUCAUCAGCACCUUGCUGAAUGGGACAUGACAUCAUCCCUCCCUGAGCCCUCCUGGGACGCUUAGGUGUCCCCGAUGAAUCCACGCUGCGCUCUGUCCCCCUCCAUGGUUUACAUCACCCAAGGCACCCUGUCAACACCUGCCAGCCCUAGGGCUGGUUCCUGAGCCCCCAGUUCCAGCGCUGCUGCCUUUGCGUUCUCUGAACCAAAUCUGGGCGCAGCGCCAUCCAGAGGUCUCUCAGCCAACAUCUGAGCCCAAGGUGCACCAACCCCACACCACCAUGCCAUCCCUUCUCUGACACAGUUCCUGAGCUCCCGGCCUUCAGCCUCUCCCUCUUACACAAAGUGACCAGAACCCGAUGGUCUCCAGGAGCUCAGGUCUGGGGUCUAACAGUGCUGAUUCCAGGCCCUGCAUAGAACCCAUUUCCGCCUCUGAAAAUGGAGCUAGCACAGCCCUUCUGGCACUGCAUAUGGAGGUCGGGUGUUGAGUUCUUUGUGCACUACUCGGCACAAAUCCCCAUAAAAAGGGCUCCCACAAUGGCUCUGUCAACACCCAGGGACAGUGUAAGUGGACAGUCAUAGCAGGCUGCCACCUGAGGCCCUGGCUGGCCACAGCCAAUGUGAGGGACCAUCAAGAGGAUCUGGCAAGGAACCAGGAGCAGGGUUGUGUUUCAGAACCCAGGAAGUGAUUGUGUCUGGCACAGUGUCUGCUUUGGGCCACAGAAGGAAAUGCCCUAGAGGGAUGCUGAACUCCAAAGCACUGGAGCUGCAAAAAAAAGGGGGCCCUCUGAACAGCUUGCAGGAACCCCAGCCACGGGAAGGGAGGACUGAGAGCUGACCUGGUCUCAGGCUUGGGUUUUGUGUGGAGGCCUUGGAGCGGGCUGUACAUGCCUAUGGAUUAGCAAAUAAAUGAGCUUUAGCUGGGA